Molecule: messenger RNA, 1105 nt
Organism: Ostrea edulis (European flat oyster)
Lineage: Eukaryota; Metazoa; Mollusca; Bivalvia; Ostreida; Ostreidae
Exons: 3
Coding region: 126-677 (183 amino acids)
Source: RefSeq, a predicted model, not a curated record
UGGUAUACUUCAAAUGUCAACUAUUGUUGCGAUUGUAAUAAUGUAUUCUAAGUAAAGUAUAUGUGUCACGUCUUCAUUAAGUGUGACGAAAUUUAUUUAAUUAGAUAAGGUAUAUGUGAACUGUUAUGAUAAUUCACGCGAGAAUUUUCGAGAUUAAGUUUCGGUCACCUACGUGUACGAAGAAGUUGGUCCUUGUUCCAGGCUUUAUGUUUUCUCCCUUGAAAGGCAUUCCAUUAACAUGGAUUUUGCUUUGUUUUUAUCUCGAUAGCGUAAUAGGUAUCAACGCCACAGAUGUUUAUUUGACCGCAUGGGAAAACUGGAGCAAAUGCAAUGUUUCUUGUGGGCAGGGUCAUCAAACUAGGUCACGCACGUGCCCUGACAUAGAAUUCAAUGACAAUUGUUCCAUAUCGAUUCCAGAAAUCCGAAUUUGCCACAAUGGUCAUUGCAAUGGAAAAACAAAUUUAUCCCGAAGCCGUAAGGGAGACAAACACGAGGACACUACGGGGCUGGAGAAUGCCGUCAACAGCGCUGUAUACAGUUCAGUGAUUUUCGUCCCGGGGAUUAUUGGUUUCAUUUUUGUAUGUAUACGAACACAUCGAAAAACAAAGAUGGAGGAAAAACGACUCCAAGACUUGGAAAGGCGAAAAUUAUCCCUUCGUGAUGAUGAAUUUAUAUAGCGUGCAUUUUAAAUUUGGUGCUUCUUGUAUCGCGACAAUGGCAAUGCUUUAUGCCGGUUCAUAUUCAGGAGUCCUGGAGAAAAACAGGAAAUACUGAAGUGUUUUAUUGAAUGACGACCAUGUUAUUGUUUGCAGAGAGCUAUGUACAAUUUUUGCAUAAGGCCAAUUGUUUGUUUUCCCUUUUCCUCAACUAAAAUGACUGUAGGUAGAACGGUGGGAAAAUAUUUUAUUUGGAGGAAUACCUUUUCAUACACAGUUUAAGCAUACUCCAGAACAUCCAAGUUAACUCACACAAAACGCACACAGAGACAAAAAAAGGAUAACAAGUUGGUGGAGAAAGGAAACGAGCAGAAUUUUAACUAAAGGCCUAAUCGUGUAUUUGUUAUUAAUUUGUGUACUGUAACAAAGAAGUAAAUAUAUAUAAUAAG